GCCGGCAUCCAUUUUUGUUUGGUCACAGCCGCUGCAGAUGGACCGCAUUUUAUUUCUGGACCGGCCGCGUUCAAUUCGCUUCUCGACGGAGUCGUUUAUCACUUUGAGCCCGUCCAAAACGGCUGGUGAUCGACGAAAACAAUAACUUUAAAAAAAAAAGGUUUUUAACAACCUUUUAUUAAACCUACUAAUGUCGACGGAGUGAAUACACGAUUUAAACGCCAUCGCGCUUUUAUAUUUUAUAAUACAAAAUCAUGCAGAUCUCGUUCGGUCGCGGGUGACACUGUUUUUACUUGCUUCCGGCAUACUUCCAAAGAAGCGUUUAAGCAAACCUGUUAAAAAUGUUGAUGGACAUGGACUACGACGACACUCCCAACCGGUGCACGACUUUGGUGUAUUACGCCUGGAAGAUAUUCACUUGCCUGUUCUUACACGUGCUUCUGGUCACAAUGGUCGUGCUGUACUGUCUGCUGGGCGCCUUCGCCUUUGAACGUUUGGAAAAAUACCACGAAAUCGAAGUAAAAAAAAGUAUCGCUGUGAUGCGCAGUAAUGUGACAACGGAUUUGUGGACUUUCACCAGAGAAUUAGCCGUACUUCAACAAGAAACGUUUACAGCAAAUGUGACUGAACGUCUUUUAACAUUCGAAAAAGAUCUUAUAUUUGCAAUUCGACGAAGUGGCUGGGAUGGGGAAGAAGAUACUGAAAUAAGACAGUGGACGUUUACCGGCGCUUUGUUUUACUCUAUAAUAGUCAUAACUACAAUAGGUUACGGUCACAUCGCACCGAAAACGCUCAACGGCAAGAUCGUGACCAUAUUCUACGCCAUCGUCGGGAUACCUUUGAUGCUGCUAUGUUUGUCCAAUAUAGGGGACAUAAUGGCACAUUCGUUCAGGUUUCUUUACUGGAAAGUGUGCUGUUACACGUGUACACGACGUCAGAGAAGAGUGCAGUCGUUGAGGAGGUCUCGCAGUCAAAGGUCUACCACAAGAUCUCACGGAUCCCGGCCUACGUCUUUGCGAAGAACCGGACGGAUAUCACAAAGAUCAGCCGACAGUGCCAUAGGGAUGUCCGACUGUUACACCAGGUCAUCGUACUCAGACACGGAGUGCAGAUACUAUGACAAAAUGGAAAGGGAGUUGUCAAUGUUCGGUGGAGUCAUGCCGUCUAGCAAACAGAGACCCAACCGUUACUUGCCACCUCCGAGGUACUGCGACACGGUACCCUUACGCAGGCACUCUCCAGCUAUAAAGCCCAGGUCGACAAGUCAGAAUAGUGGUUCUCGAAGUGCUCCAUAUUACCAAGGCCGGUAUAGAAUGCCAGAACCUUACUACCCCGACGGUGACCAAAUGACCGGAUUAGAAAUGCAACCAGUGCCUGCCAUAUUGUUUAACAAAUACGCACUGGACAGAGACGAAUCUAGAAGAAUUAAUUCCAAACAGAGCGAAGAGAUCCGAAGAAAUAUCCGAGGGCAUUCCGCAGCACCAAACUUGGCAAGAGAGACGCCAACCAACACGUUGCGGACGAAUAGGAGUAAAACACCUCAACAUUUAGCGGUUGAAGCGCCGCCGCCGAUGGAAGAUCAAGAUUACUAUCCGAAACCUAAAUACCGACCAAGACAUCGAAAUUCCAACCAGAACAAACGAUUAGAGGUGAUGGCGCCCAGUCCUCGGAUCAUGUCACCUCUCGGAUUCGCUGUCAACCGACAAUAUCCUCGGAGGUCCAGGUAUAGUGACUAUUACGACGAUUCUGAUGCUUAUGACUUCGACGACAACAACCCGGACCACACGAAGCCCGUACCCAUCUGGCUGUGCGUUCUGCUGGUGGUCAGCUAUAUCAUCAUGGGAGCGUUCCUUUUCAAAAGCUGGGAACAAUGGGAAUUCCCGGAUUCGGCUUACUUUUGCUUUAUCACGCUCACCACCAUCGGGUUCGGUGACUUUGUACCGGCCCAGAGGGUCAUGAACAAAGGCGACGACACCAAGUUACGCAUAUGGUUUUGCUCGCUGUAUCUACUAUUCGGCAUAGCUCUGUUGGCCAUGAGCUUCAACCUAGUCCAAGAGGAAGUCAUUAGCAACGUAAAAGCGGUAGCACGGCAUCUGGGUAUCAUCAAGGACGAAGACGAAGAAGACUCGGACUGAACGCGAAAUUCAAUAUUUAAGUAUAUACCACGAUCGACAUCGAUUAUUAAUAUGCGUCAAAAGUACAUAGAGUAGUAGUUAUUAUUGUUUUUUAAUUUGUAUUUUAUACUUUCCAAACGAAAUAAUAUGUUGCGUAUGUGCAACAACCUAUUUGUGGAAUAAUUAUUGAAUAUAACUAUAUUAUUGAAUAUAACUAUCGGCCUCCGCAUAACUAUGCGGAGGCCGAUGUCGAUAAAUAUGAACAAUUAUAAAUAGUCUGCACUUAUGAAUAUAACUGUAUUAAUCGCGCCAGCAGUCACAAAUUUAUUUUAAUACCUAUUGUAACGAUAUUAAUAUAACGUGGGUGUCUUUAUACGAACGCAGCAUCAGCAAAUAUAAUACACCUACCUACCGUUGACAUUACAUAAUAUUAAAAAUAUUUAUUUUCGUAUUCAUUGGCGUUGUAUGAAGUAGGUAUUCGUAUACUAAAUUGAAUUAUUAAAAUUAAAAAGAGGCACGUAGAGUUCAGCACGAAAAAUACAUACC
This is a messenger RNA of Adelges cooleyi (spruce gall adelgid), 2660 nucleotides long. RefSeq lists its product as uncharacterized. The coding region runs from base 342 to 2135 and encodes 597 amino acids. The transcript has 8 exons. Gene Ontology annotation, biological process: potassium ion transmembrane transport; stabilization of membrane potential. Gene Ontology annotation, molecular function: potassium ion leak channel activity. Lineage: Eukaryota; Metazoa; Arthropoda; Insecta; Hemiptera; Adelgidae. The record is from RefSeq and is a predicted model, not a curated record. Gene Ontology annotation, cellular component: membrane.